Dermatophagoides farinae (American house dust mite) is the source of this 3113-nucleotide messenger RNA. RefSeq lists its product as uncharacterized. Gene Ontology annotation, cellular component: membrane; cytoplasm. NCBI's taxonomy places the organism in Eukaryota, Metazoa, Arthropoda, Arachnida, Sarcoptiformes, Pyroglyphidae. Gene Ontology annotation, biological process: phospholipase C-activating G protein-coupled receptor signaling pathway; 'de novo' pyrimidine nucleobase biosynthetic process. The record is from RefSeq and is a predicted model, not a curated record. Gene Ontology annotation, molecular function: dihydroorotate dehydrogenase activity; ATP-dependent diacylglycerol kinase activity.
UAUCACCAAUGAUGAUCGUGUUCGAAUUUUUUUAAAAAAUUAUGUCGAAGAAAUUAAAAUCAUUGGUAACUGUCGGCCUGGGUGCUACCGUCUGUUUUUACGGCUAUAAUUUGUAUCAUGGUGAUUAUCGUUUAUGGAGUCGUCAUGUUAUACCUAUUAUUCAUCUAAUGUAUCCGGAUGCAGAAAAAUCACAUAUUGUUGCCAUUACAGCCGCUCGUGUAGGAUUAGUUCCACGAAUACCCGAAGAUAAGGAUAUCAAGCCCAUUCUGAAAACAAAAUUAUGGAAUAUUGAAUUCGAUAAUCCCGUUGGAUUGGCAGCCGGAUUCGAUAAAAAUGGUGAAGCCAUCAAAAGUUUAUCCGGAUUUGGUUUCGGAUUUCUUGAGAUCGGAACCGUAACACCGGAACCUCAAAAAGGCAAUUUCUUGCCACGAGUUUUUCGUCUUUCAAAAGAUCGUGCUGUCAUCAAUCGUUAUGGAUUUAAUAAUUAUGGCCAUGAUCGAAUGGAAACGAAUCUAUCACGUCAAGAAUCCAUUAUUGAUAAACAAAACAUUAUCGUUGGCCUUAAUCUUGGUGCAAAUAAACUCACUGAAGAUAAAAUCCAAGAUUAUAUCAUCGGACUGCAAAGAUUUCAUGUUAAAAAUGAAAUUAAAUAUUUUGUCAUCAACAUUUCCAGUCCAAACACGCCUAAUCUAAGAAAUUUAGAAGGUAAAGAUCAAUUGAACAAAUUAUUGGAUCGUGUGCUUCGUGUGAAAAAAGAAUUAGAACAGAAAAAUCAGUUGCAUAAACCAUUAUUGGUGAAAUUUUCACCCGAUUUAAAUGAUGAUCAAAUUAAUGAUAUCGGGAAAAUUAUGCUUAAAUAUUCGAAUGAAACUCAAACACAUGGCCAAAUUGAUGGUAUGAUCAUAUCGAAUACGACUAUUACACGACCUGCAGAUUUAAAAAGCCCAGCAAGACUGGUAAAAGAAGAAGGCGGUUUAAGUGGUCCACCAUUGCGAAAAUUAUCCACCGAAAUGAUACGAAAAAUGUAUCGUCUGACCAAUGGAUCAAUACCGAUUAUUGGUGUUGGCGGCAUUGAAACCGGAUUAGAUGCAUAUGAAAAAAUAAAAGCCGGUGCAUCUAUGGUACAACUUUAUACAUCGAUGAUUUAUUUUGGACCACCCAUCGUUCGUGAAGUCAAAUAUGAAUUGGCAUACAUGUUGGCAAAAGAUGGAUUCAAAAAUGUCAACGAUGCAAUUGGUAAUCUUAUUAAACGACAUUCGAUUACAUAUCGUUAUCGUCCAUUUCGUUAUUAUUUCAUUCAUUUUGGUUAUGAUUCUGUAUUAAACAUGUUAUCAUUCGAUAAUUUCAAUGUCUGGUAUUAUCAGAUUCCUAUUUUUGCUGGUUUUAUCACCACUGUUUGGUUACUACUUAAAUUCUGGCGUCAUACACGUGAACAACAGAUUCGUGUUAUACCGGCCAGUUGGAAUGGUAUCCGUGCUCAUCAAUGGAGCUUAAUACAAUGUUUAACACAUCGAGCAUCAACUUGCUGCCUAUGUCGUUCAUUAAUAGUUGAUGCAAUGUACUGUGAUUCUUGUGGUGUUUGUUUAGAUUUUCAAUGCUAUGAUCAUGUAACACGAUCUAAAUAUUUUCAUCUGAUGAAAAGUUCCGAAAGAAAUUCGAUACUCGAACCACUUAGUCAUUGUAAACGUGUUUCGAUAUCACGCACUAAAGAAAAUUCAAAUCAAUUCAAACAUCAUUGGGUACAUGGAAACAUUCCAUCACAUUCAAAAUGUUUCAUUUGUCAUCGAUAUUGUGAGGAAGAUGAUGAAAUGAUGGGAAAAGAAUCUGGUGACACAUCGAUGGCCGAACAUACAUUAUAUCAUUAUCGUUGUUGUUGGUGUCAACGAACAGUACAUGAAAAUUGUUUUCAUAAAUCAGAUUCGAAUAACGAAAUCGAAGGAAACUGUGAUUUUGGUAAAUACCGUUAUCUGAUCAUACCACCACAUUAUAUUAUUCACCGUAGAGUAUGGACAACAUCACAGGGUAAAGCUAUUGCAUUGGAUGAGAUUCGAGAUUUCUCCAGCAAAGAACCCAAAUGGUCACCAUUAUUAGUGAUUGCUAACCGAAAAUCCGGUAACAAUGAUGCCGGUACUAUUUUAUCAAAAUUUCUGCCCAUUUUGAAUCCAUUACAAGUGAUCGAUUUGAGUGAUAAGUCCAACCUAUUGGAGCUAAGUCUACAAAUGUGUCGAAUGUUGCCUAAAAACAUUACCGUUCGAAUAUUGGUUGCAGGUGGUGAUGGAACCAUUGGCUGGGUAUUGAACACUAUUCAUCAAUUAAAAUUGAAUCCAUCACCUUUGGUGGCCAUUUUUCCACUUGGAACUGGAAAUGAUUUGGCUCGAGUACUUGGCUGGUCGUAUAUUUUCGAUUCAGCUUCAAAUGUCAACCAUCAUGAGAUCAUUCAAUCAGUUUAUAAUGCUCGUCCAAUUAAAUUGGAUCGAUGGUCAAUCGAAAUUGAACAGAUUGAUUACUAUCAUCGAUCAUAUAAUCUUUUAAUUGAAUCAUUAAGAAUUCCACGAUCAAUUAUGCCAUUGGGUAAUCGAAAUCUUUUCAUGUAUAAUUAUUUCUCCAUCGGUGUUGAUGCAUUGGUAGCAUUGAAUUUUCAUCAAACAAGAAAAUCAAAAAUUUAUAAUUUCUUAUUCAGCAAUACAUUCAUCAACAAGUUCAUCUAUUUUACAUUCGGCACGAAAGAUUUAUGGGAAAGAAGAUGUAAAAAUUUACAGACAAAAAUUCGUCUUGAAUUGGAUGGCGAAAAUGUUUGUUUGCCCGAAUUAGAAUCGAUUGUCGUAUUGAAUAUUCAAAGUUGGGGUGGCGGUGUUCGAAUGGUCGGCGAGAUAAAUCGUUUUGAUGAUUCACGAAUGGAAAUUCUUGGACUCACAUCUUCAUUUCAUAUUGGACAAGUUAUGAUGGGAUUAUCCAAACCGAUAUUCCUUGGUCAAGCUAGUCAAGUUAAACUAUGGCUCGAUGAACAUUUACCAAUGCAAAUUGAUGGUGAACCAUGGUUACAGCCACCAUCAAAGGUGGAAAUUAAAUGGAAUUCUCAUGCAAAACUUUUACAAAAUGUUAUGUAAUCAUCA